Messenger RNA from Salvia splendens (bonfire salvia), 1058 nucleotides. RefSeq names its product cinnamoyl-CoA reductase 1. Lineage: Eukaryota; Viridiplantae; Streptophyta; Magnoliopsida; Lamiales; Lamiaceae. The transcript is spliced from 6 exons. The record is from RefSeq and is a predicted model, not a curated record. Gene Ontology annotation, molecular function: oxidoreductase activity, acting on the CH-OH group of donors, NAD or NADP as acceptor. The coding region runs from base 2 to 955 and encodes 317 amino acids.
AAUGGCAGAAAAUGUUACGAGCGUUUGUGUUACCGGAGCCGGCGGCUUUAUCGCAUCGUGGCUCAUCAAGCUUCUCCUCUCUCGCGGCUACGCCGUUCAUGGCACCGUCAGAAAUCCCGGGGACGAGAAAAAUGCUCAUUUAUGGAAGCUUGAGAAUGCAGCUGAAAAGCUCAAACUAUUUAAAGUGGACUUGAUCGAUUUUGAUUCCAUUCUUGCAGCUGUUAGAGGGUGUGAGGGAGUUUUCCAUAUUGCUAGCCCUGCUACUACUACUGCUGCAAAUCCCGAGGUGGAUAUAGUUGAGCCUGCUGUGGUAGGCACUCUCAACGUCCUCAAAGCGUGCUCGGAAGCAAAGGUGCGACGUGUGGUGCUCGUGUCGUCGUAUGUUGCAGUUGUGGUGAACCCUAGUGCCCCCAAGGGUAAGGUGUUGGAUGAGGCUUGUUGGUCGGACAAGGAAUUCUGCCGGAAGACUAAUAACUGGUAUUGUUACUCAAAAGUAGCUGCCGAGGCCGAGGCUCGGGACUAUGCAGAGACAAACGGGGUCGACUUGGUCUCCGUGUUACCCGGCAUCAUCUUUGGCCCUAUGCUGCAGCAUACACCAAAUGCUAGCAAUUUGAUCUUACUUAACUUCUUAAAAGGAGGGGACGAGGUAAUGGAUAAUUAUCUACAUAUGAUAGUAGAUGUACGUGAUGUAGCCGAAGCUAUGAUAUUAGCAUUCGAGACACCUAAUGCCCGGGGUCGAUACUUAUGCACGUCUCACAUGAUCAAAAACGAGGAUUUGGUUAAGAAUCUCAAGGAAAUCUAUCCCGAUUACAACUACCCCAAGAGCUUUAAAGAAGGCAUUGAGGUUCCGCUAGUGAGUUCGGAAAAACUGCAGGGACUUGGUUGGAAAUAUAAGCCAUUGAAACAAACUCUGGUUGACACUAUUGAGAAUUGCAAACAAGUUGGCCUUCUCUGAUUUCGUCAUUGUUUCAAAUUGUGCUGUUCAAUAACAUGGGCACCAAUUGUUGUACUUUGAAUCAUUGUUACUUUCGAUUCUCUAUAUGAUAAUAAAAUGCAAC